AUGCUCAAUUUGACAAGCAUAAGCCUCACAGAACCUAGCAAAAACUGGAAGCAUAGAUAUCGCAACGCACGACCGCGUUACUUCGCGCCCUGGACGUGCGACCCCCGGUGCCGUUUUGCCUCGUCAUCGGCGCACCGUCACAUCCCCGCCUCCCCCCCUCGACUCCCUAUUGCCACCACGCCUCCAGAUCUCCGCCAGAUCGUCGCCUCGCCGCCUCGCCGCCUCAUCAUCGCCACGUCGCCGCCUCGCCUGCCCCUCGUCGCCGCUUGCCGCAUCUCCGCCUCAUCGCCUCCCAUCGCCUCCUGUUUGCACUCGGCUUCACCUCCACUUUGCACUCAUCUUUCCCCGCUGCCUGCACUCUGUUUCCCCCCUAUGUGCACUCACUAUACCGCCCUAUUUGCCCUCAAUUACACCCCUUGGGUGCGCUCAUUUUUCCCCCUUGUUUGCACAUUGCGAUGCCCCCCUGUGUCCACUCAACGUCCCCCAUACACGUCAUCCCCUCAUCCUCUCUCCCCUCUUUCUAUCUCCGUCGAUCCCUUGGCCCCCUCUCUCCCUCAUUUCCCCCCUUCCUUCACCUCCUUUGCUCCCUCCAACCCCAUCAUUCCCUUCCCUCCUUCCCAUCAUUUCUCCUCUUCCCCCCAGUCCUCCGCUCUCCCGCCCUGUCCUCCUCCCUCCCCCGCUGUCCUCUCCCCCGUCUCCUCCUCUUACCCCCUCCGUGCCGCGUCAUGCCCUGGCCGUAUCGUCUCCUUGCCGCAUGCCCCAUUCUACCUAAGUCCCCUUCCAUCGCCCACGUGCACUCCACUCGAAAGAGCAUGCUCACUCCCCUCCGACGCGGUGGCUCACUCCCUUCCCGUCGCACACGCUAACUCCUUUUCUGUCGCCCACGCCAAAUUCCUUUCUGUCACCCACUCUCACUUCUCGUACAUCGAACACGCUCCCUUCCUUUCCGUCGCUCACGCUCACUUCCACUCGUCGCCUUCACUCAUUCCCCUCUGUCGCACACGCACACUCCCCUCCGUCGCACACACUCACUCCUCUCUCGUCAGCCAUGCUCGCCCACACAUCCCCAUCCCGUCGCCCACGCAUCUCCAUCCCGUCGCCCACGCAUCCCCAUCCCGCCGCCCACGCAUCCCCAUCCCUUGUUCUGUGCAUCCCUCUCCUCCCCUUCCUACAUUUCCCCAUCCUUCGCCUCCCCAUCCCACAGCUCCCCACAACACCGCAUUCUCCAGCUCAUUGUCGAGCUGA
This is a messenger RNA of Closterium sp. NIES-65, 1245 nucleotides long. Lineage: Eukaryota; Viridiplantae; Streptophyta; Zygnematophyceae; Desmidiales; Closteriaceae. The record is from the annotation of a GenBank genome assembly.